AUGCCACCUGUCCCGGACUCGAGCGCCGACCCUGGAAAGGUCGGCAACUUGCCACCUGUCCUGAACCCGGAGGCUGAUCCCUCUUACCCUGAGGUCAUGGAGAUUGACACGAACCCAGCAGAGGGGCCUGACCCCCCGCUUGACUGGAGAGCCCCGUACCUCGACUACCUCAUCCGCGAGUUGCUCCUAACAAACAAGACGGAGGCACGAAGAAUUGCAUGCCGUGCCAAAUCCUUCGUCAUUGUCGACCAGGAGCUAUACAAGUGGAGUCACACUAGCAUCCUCCAGCGCUGCAUCCUGAUCGAGCAGGGAAAGGAGUUGAUACAGGACAUCCACACCGGGGCCUGCUGUCACCAUGCCGCACCAAGAACCCUCAUCGGGAACGCCUUCCGAUAG
Molecule: messenger RNA, 396 nt
Organism: Setaria italica (foxtail millet)
Lineage: Eukaryota; Viridiplantae; Streptophyta; Magnoliopsida; Poales; Poaceae
Exons: 1
Coding region: 1-396 (131 amino acids)
Source: RefSeq, a predicted model, not a curated record